AUGGCUGCUGGCACUUUACUUGACAGCCUGAAGUUUGCCCACUUCACCCAUGACCAGGAUGAAGCUGGUGGCGCGGCUACCGAAGGCCGCAACGGUGUGCCUCGCUACAAUGGCGAUGCAUCACGUUUGAAUGAAUGGACUUUCCGAGUUCGGAUGCUUGCCCAGAAGGAGAAGACGAUGAGCGAUAGUGAAGCAAAGAAACUGGGCAGCCUCCCUUUGAGACUGGUGGAAGGACUGAGCGGACAAGCCCUGAAGAUAGCUCAGCAGCUGGAUGUGAGCAAGCUGGAUACGGAAGGCGGAACCGACUACCUCAUCGAGAAGAUCUCUUCGGAACUACGACCUCGCCGUAUGCAACAAGCUUGGUACAGGGCGAUGACGGAUCUCAGCAGUGAUCUCAAGCUGCCAGACAUCGUCUUGAGUGAGCAGCUCCUCUUGAACUCCGGCCUCAAUGAUGAUCAGAAACUGAUGAUAAGAACAGUGUGCGGAGACAAGAUGAGCUUCGACAAGAUCGCCGAGGAGCUGGGGAACCAACACCCCCGCAUCCACGAGAAGAACAACUACCAGCCGCCUUACUUCCGGCGGUCUGACUUCCGAGGUUUCGCCAGGACCUCCCCUUCCACCAAAGGACACGGCAAGGGAUACAAGCAGAAGCCGAGGUACUACAACGCCUUCCACGCGGACGGCCAGGACGAGGAGAACUACUACCCGGAGACGAACGACGACCAGCACUACCUCGAUGCCUCGGACUUCCUCAACGACGAGACAGACGGCAACAACGAGAACUCCGUCUACUUCUCCGAUGCAGAGAUCGGAACCUAUGCCGAGGAGCACUUGGCUUACUUGGCAGAUGGCGGACUGGACAUGGAGGACCCGGAAGCAUGUGAGUUUGCUUCGGAUCUCAUCCAGUCCGAGCAAGACGCGUACUUUGCCCGAAAAGGAGCACAGCAGAAAGGGCACGGAGGAUUUGCGAAGAACAAUGCCCCCCCUUUCGAAAUCAGUGGAUCUAUCAGUCUUGAUGACAAACGGGCGCGCCUUCGGGCGCUGAAAGGCAAGAGCAAGAAAGGUGGCGGCAAGGCCUCGACCUCCAUAUCGACCUCCUCCACUACUGGAACCUCACAGUACUCCGGAGGCAAGGGACGGCACGGGAAACCGAGUCGACCCAGAACGGUCUACUUUUCCAUAUCUGAGACCACAGCCAGCCACCCGACAGCGAACCUUGCCUAUCGACGUGAACAUGCUGCAGCCCUUCAGAAUACCCCGCCACAGGCCCACCAAGACUGGUCGAUCGCACCCUCUAUGCGAGCAGUACCUCCUCCAGCAGCUCUGGUGGAUGGACACGUCAUCACCACGAACAACCACGAGGACCUCAAUGACAACUGGAGUGUGGUGAUCCCCUCUUCGACCGAAGGAUCCCCGGAGCAUGGACAAUGGUUGCCUAUGGAAACGGAUGAUCCGGAGAUGCAGGAAAUCCUGGAUGCUUUGGCCAUGGAUUCUCGAGCACCGGAACAUGCCCGCGAGAACGAGAGUGUGCUGGCAACAACCGGAAUACCUCCUCUACCUCUUCGUGAAGUGCAAAGAUUGUGGUUUUGUGAUAUCCCGCACUCGCCGGGACCAGACACAGCCGGCAACCACUACGACCUCUCCCACGACUGCAACGUGCCCUCACCACUGGACAACAUGGAGAGGAUCCAACGGGUCCAUGCGCAUCCGGACCUGCAAGGAUCUCACACAGUGAACACCCGCUACUUUGACGACAGCCUGCCGAUCACUUUGGACCGUAUCCCGACAAUCCUCCACACCUUUCAGGAGAUUGUCACUCGAAGAGUACAAGAACUGACAGAAGGCACGGAGGUGCCGUCACAACGUCUCCACGAAGCUCUGGACCUCUCCAUAGCUACCGGAACGGCAUGGACGACGUCGCCUACGACACCUCCGAGGACCACGACCUCUACUACCCGCUCUUAUGGAAGUGAGAGGCACUAUGGCGAGUCGGAGCACCACAGGAACCUCAAGGCCAGAGGACAAAAGGUCGUGGAAAUGGGACGUUACAAGCACGGCAAGUACGAGGACGCCUACGUCGACACCGCCUACCGUACAUGGGUGCUGGAGAACAUUGGAACCACCAGUGCCUCGGGAAUGAAGGCCUUGAAGAACUACUUCGAGGAGCGAAUGAGCUAUGAACGGCAGCCGGAUUCCGUGGCUCUCAUGGCCUACCACGAGAACUCCGACCACAUCGAAGAGCACGACCUCAUCGCCAUCUUGGAUACGGGAUGUAACCAGACAUGCCACGGCGACAGAUGGCUUGAGCGCUACAUCAAGGCCACCAAGCAAACGAUGCCCGAAGCCGACACCACCUCUGAGGUUCGCAUCCGUGGCAUCGGUGGCCACAUCAGGACGGCUGGCUCGCGAAAGCUUCCUCUGAUCCUCGAGCUGGUCAAUGGGGGACUAGCGCAAGGAGACCUCACCAGUACUGAACUGGUGGACUCGGAUGCCCCCCUCUUGAUUUCAGUGCAAGCUCAGAGAUCACUGGGUCUCAUCAUCGACAUUGCCGGCGAAGUGGUGCACUCUCAAGCACUCGGACACGACCUCAAGCUGGCAUACAAGGACGGCCUCUUGGGCAUCCGACUGCUACCGAGCGAAGAAGCAUGCGAGCAAGAGGGUCCCGAGGACUUCCCGAAUGACCACAAGAAGGACUCCAGCGAAGACGAGGAGAUGAUCCCGGCGCAGGAUGAUAAGGCCCGGGAACCGGACACCGACGUCGCCUACUACACCUUCGACGCGGAGAAGGCCAAGGUCAUGAACAAGACACAGCACGCCCGAGUACGAGAAGGUGUGGAAGGAGUUAAGUCAAAGGACCGUCACCUGUGGAACCAGGUCAAGCCGAACAAGGCCCGCCGCAACUACGAGUUGCCCAGAGGAUGUAAAACCUUCAUCCUCGAAGUGUUUGCCGGGGCAGCCAUGCUUACACAAAUGGCCCUCCACGAGUGGUCCAUGCCGGUCACUCCUCCGGUGGACCUGAACACUGGCUUCGACCUUCUUACGAAACAAGGGCGAGACGAGGUCGACUGCAUCAUCGAGCGCGACGACCCCUUCGCUAUCACUUUUGCGCCAGUGUGUACGCCAUGGACCUCCUGGACCAACAUAGCCACCGGAGAGACCAAGUGCAAGAUCAUGGCGGAACGCAAGCGAUGGCAGCCCACUCUGGCUUGGAUGUACGAUGUGGCAAGGUCACGCUUGGCCAAAGGCCGCCACGUGAUUAUCGAGAACCCUUGGAACUCUGCCAUGUGGGACUGCUCCCACUCCCGCAGGUUCUUCCGUGGGUUUCCCCGCGACCAGGCCACCUUGGAGCCCAUGGAAUGUGUCAAGCUUGAUCAGUGCAUGCUUGGCCUCAAGGACGAGAUCAACCACCUUCCUCACCUCAAACCGACGGGGAUCCUCACGGCUUCCAGUGAGGUCAAGAAGCGUCUUUCCCCGGCCAAGUGCGACGGAAUGCAUUUGCAUCAGCAACUCGACACCAAGAAACGCUGCGUUGCUGCACAGGCCUGGCCAAGAGACCUGUGCUCUACCCUCAUCCAAGGCUUGAUGGCCGAGCUCGACUACCUCCUCACCAUGGUAGCUUUUCCGGCGGAGGCCACUACUGAGCUGGAGAUCUCCUCCGAUGACGAAGGCGAGGAACGCACCUACUUGGACGGCAUCCUCACGGCGGACGACGAAGCCACAGCUGCAGAGCCGGACUACGCAGAAAAGAAAAAACAAGAAGAGUGGGAGAUUGUCUAUGAAGAAGGCGAGACUCCGGCACCACCGCAGCCCAUUGGCGAUCUUCCCCAACGGCGACAACAACAAUGGCGACAGCUCCCGUACAACACCCGAGUAGCUCUACGUCGACUUCACCACAUGACCGGCCAUGCACCUCCCUCAGCGAUGCAGCGACUACUCAGGACAGCAGGAGCAGAUCAACAAGCCAUCCGAGGCUUGGAGAACUUCCGAUGCGCCACCUGUGAAGCCAAGAAACUCCCGGACAAGGCCUCACCGGUCAAAAUGCCAGAAGAGUACAAGUUCAAUAAGGCCGUGUCGUUGGAUGUUUUCAUCGUCAAGGACUCCUUGAACAAGAAGUACAAGGUGAUGUCUCUUGUGGAUCUGGGAACCCUCUUCCAUGCGGCAGUGAUCGUCGGCGAAGGAGGAGGACCGCCGAGCUCCUCGGACAUGGCAAGGGCAAUGCAAAUGGUCUGGCUCUCUUGGGCUGGACCACCAGAAUCCAUUGUCUUGGAUCGAGGACUCGAGAACCGAGGACAACUACAGAAGCUGAUGACCGCCCAUGGCGUGCUCCUGCGGUACAUUGGGGUAGAGAGCCCCUACCAGCUCGGCAGGGGAGAAAGACAUGGCGGAAUCCUCAAGGAAGUGAUCAAGGCUCUGGUGACCUCUCGUCAACUACGAGGACGUCAAAACAUGGAAUUCGCCGUGACCGAGUCCGUGGGCAUCAAGAACCACCGAGUAAAUCACAAUGGCUUUUCUCCCAGCCAAUGGGUGCUGGGGAGGAACCCACCGGACUUAGAGUCUCUUACUACCUUGGUGCCGGAGGCCAAGCUUGGCAUCCAUCAGGAAAUUCUCGAUGGAGAGACCAGCUUCGCCCAGCAGAUGAUGAUACGUGGAGCGGCCAAGGAAGCGUUCUCUCAAGUGGACAGCUCUCAACGUAUUCGAGCUGCCAUGCUUCGCAAAAGCACUCCAGGACGAGGUCCCUUCCACAUGGGCGAUUUGGUUUGUUUUCACAGACGUCAGGGUGGCAAGGCUGGCUGGAAAUGGUUCGGCCCCGCCAGAGUCAUCGGACAAGAAGGUCGAGGAACUCUAUGGAUAUGCCACGGCGGUAUACCGAUGACCGUGUCUUCGGAACAAUGCCGACAUGCCACAGGCAACGAGAUGAUGUCCAAGAGGAUGCUGGAACUACGACCGUCCCGGAAACGGCGGAGAGAAGACAUGGCCGCCGACGAGGACGUCGGCAAGUACGAGAACGACGACCCCUUCCUGGACGAUCUGAUUGGAGUAGGAAGUGUGGCCGAGAACCAGCAACAAGGAUUCUUCGACCUCCACGACCACCCGAGCGACUACUCACCUUCCAUGCCACCGGAGGCAGGGACGGAUGAACAGGAGAUACAUGGACUUCAUCCACCACCACCUGGACUCUUACCUGGACCACCAAAUGCCAUCGUGAACGAGACUACUCAGCCGGAUGAUCUCUCUGCAUCAAACCAGAUUGAUGCAUAUGGGCAGGAGAUACCUGGACUUCAAGCACCACCACCUGGACUCUUACCUGGCCACAGCCAUAGUAACUUGCCGCCAGAUGGAGGUCACUCACCAGCAAUGCCGGAUGUACCAGACAGCAGUGUGGGGUCCCCAACGAUGUCCAUUGGAGAACCGGAGCAGGAGAUCGUUCCUCAGAGCCGUGAACAGAGUGGCCAACCUGAUCUACUACGUCCCGCAGUGCAAGCGAUCACACAGCGACCAGCACAGGACCCUCCGGACCAGCGCACUCUACAGCAAGCAUUACGCAUAUCCCCAGAUGCUUUAGAUGGGCUCUCACGCAACCGCUACCGAUCGCGGUCGCCACCACGGGCAAUGAUGACCGUUGCUGAGCAGCCGGAGGCUGGGAAAUGCAUUCACGGAUUUCUCGCCAGGCGAGUCAACAAGAAGAGUGCAGCAGCCCGGGCGAAGGAGUUGGACUUCAAGCGUUCUACAGGUGCCGAGCUCGAGGGCAUCCAAGAAGCCAGGACGAAGGAGUGGAACAACUGGCAGGGCUUUGACGCGGUGGACAUCAUCUCCCCUGAGCAGGUGCCAGACGUCAUGAAGGAGUUUCCGGAUGCUGAGAUUACGCCGACAAGAUGGGUGGAUGUCAACAAGGCACAGCCAUGGGAGCCCCCCAAGUACAAGUCCCGUAUCGUAGUGCGAGGAGACCUCGAGAGCGGCGCCUCUACACGUACGGAUUCGCCAACGUGCUCAUCCACUAUGUUGGGCCUGCUGCUAUCCUUCACGGCGAAUCGUGGAGCUCGGCUGCGGGGAGGUGACAUCACGGCAUCCUUCCUACAAGGAGAGAAGCUGGUUCGGGUACUACUUCUUCGUCCACCUCCCGGCGGACUUCCUGGAGUUCCUGAAGGGUCUCUACUACGGGCAUUGAAGCCCGUCUACGGCACACGGGAUGCGCCUCGCGGCUUCUUCAAGCGCCUCCACAACGUUGCCAUCAAGCUGGGUCUCCGAGCUCUACCUCACGAGCAUGCGGCAUAUGUGCUUCAAGAUGCCGAUGGAGUACAAGGAAUGAUGGUGGCUCAUGUGGAUGAUCUGUUGUGGUCAGGCACUGAAAAGAUGGACGCUAUCAUGGAGGCCAUCACCAAGGAGUUCAAAUUCGGCAGCCUGGAGUUCGGCAGUAAGUUUGACUACUGCGGCCGGACGAUAUCGCAAGAAAGCGGUGGGAUACGAAUCACGGUAGAUGUGGCCUAUGAGGUCAACUACCUGCAAGCAAUGAUGCAGAAGGCUGUGGUCGGAGACUUCAUAGCCUGCAACAAUCUGCUCUCCUACAUCAAGAGGACUCCUGAACGAGGCCUCUUCUACGAGUACAACGCCUUCAAGGAGUCCGAGCAGGUGAUCUACAGCAUCACGGAUGCCUCGCAUGCCGCGGACUUCGACGUCUCCGCCAACGGCACCCCACUCGGCAGUCGCUCACAGUCGGGGCGGAUCUUGGCAUUGGGAUCCCGAUCUCUCUUGGAUACCGGCAAGGGAACUCUACACAUCAUCGAGUACCACUCCAAUGUCCUGAGGAGAGUCUGCCGAAGCACUCUCCAAGCGGAGACCCUGAGCCUGAUCUCAGGCUACGAGGAAGCGGAGCAUCUUCGAGCUCUACUGUGGGGUGUUACCCACGACUACCACAGCCCCAAUCUCAUCGAGGCGAUGGACAACACCCUGUUGGUGAUGAUGACGGACUGCAAGAGCCUGGAGCAACAUCGUCGUCAGCCCGGACUAAGCACGGUGGCCGACAAGCGAUUGGCGAUAGACCUCAGUGCCAUGAGGCAGCUGAUCUGGCGGCGAAAGGGAGAACUUACGGGUGAUCCACUACUCACCGAUGAACCUCCCGACGACGCUACUACCCUCGUGAAGUGGAUAGACACCGCCACCAUGCUAGCCGACGGCCUCACCAAGAAGAUGCGCAACCUCCAGAUCGACAAGGCCAUGCUGAAGGGCACCGUAGAGGCAAGCUACACGAAGUUGGGCAACAGCAAAGCUGAGGCCAAAGAAAACACAGGG
This is a messenger RNA of Symbiodinium sp. CCMP2456, 7287 nucleotides long. The record is from the annotation of a GenBank genome assembly. NCBI's taxonomy places the organism in Eukaryota, Dinophyceae, Suessiales, Symbiodiniaceae.